Messenger RNA from Spodoptera litura, 2839 nucleotides. It is a transcript of the gene rnh1, whose product is annotated as ribonuclease H1. Gene Ontology annotation, molecular function: nucleic acid binding; magnesium ion binding; RNA-DNA hybrid ribonuclease activity. Gene Ontology annotation, biological process: DNA replication, removal of RNA primer. The record is from RefSeq and is a predicted model, not a curated record. Lineage: Eukaryota; Metazoa; Arthropoda; Insecta; Lepidoptera; Noctuidae.
UCCAAUGUCACUGUUGGGGGUAGCUCAGUUGAACGUUCUUUUGAAAAGUAAAUUAAUAUUAAACCGUGUACCGCUCAGAAUUUUAAAAAUGCCGUUUUAUGCAGUGGCCAGAGGUCGAACAACAGGUAUAUUUAUGACUUGGCCUGAUUGUGAAGCUCAAGUGAAAGGGUUUCCCGGUGCCAGGUACAAGAAAUUCGAUUCAGUUGUGAGCGCUCAAGAUUUUAUUACUACAGAAGGUGGAUCUAGCAAUAGCAGUAAAUCUAAAACGCUUAGCAACCAGUCAAAAUCAUUUUCAACUUCUUCAAAUAACCUUAAAAAGCCAACAUCUAGUAAUAGCACAGUCCAAAGUAAACAUGUGGCAAAAGAACUCAAAAGGAAAUCAGAAGUUAGUGAAGGCUACGCGAGAGAAAAUGAUAGUGAUUACUCAGAUGAUUCCGACGAUUUGAACACAAUAAUAACGAAACAGAUGGAUGAUAUAGAGAAAAGACUGAAAACAUUUGAGAAGGGUGUAGAUAAAAUAUAUAAGAAAGGGACUAAGAAAACUAUCCUUAUAGAGCCUCCUCAAAAUAAAAGACGUAAGACUAGUGGUGGUGAGGAGUUUGAUAUUGACAGUGAAGGUUAUGUGCAGGUGUAUACAGAUGGGGCGUGUUCUGCUAAUGGCAGGAGUGGGGCCCGGGCUGGCCUCGGGGUGUACUGGGGCGAUGGCCACCCUCUCAACGUGAGCGAGCCAGUAUCUGGUCGCGCCACCAACAACUGUGGAGAAAUCCAAGCAUCUACUAAAGCUAUCAAAAUUGCUCUCCAGAAUGGAAUACAGAAAUUAGCAAUAAACACAGACUCCAAGUUUGUCAUCAAUUCUGUUACUAAAUGGAUGCCUGGUUGGAAGCGUAAAGGCUGGAAGCUGGCAUCAGGAGAACCAGUAAAGAAUGAGAAAGACUUCAAAGACUUGGACAGUGUGAAACACAAGCUGCAAAUCAAAUGGAACUAUGUGGAGGCACAUCGGGGAAUACAUGGCAAUGAAAUGGCUGACGAACUGGCUAAAGCUGGUGCUGCCAUGUAUAAUAAAUGAAUAGAAUUAACUGAAAAUAACAAUAUACUUAUGUAAAUAUACUGAGAAGAGCUCUACCAGUUUCGAGUCACAAAGGGAUGCUGACAGUAAAUUGUGCAACGUCACCUGUACUGUACUGACGCAGGAAGACUGACUGCCGUACUCAGAAAAAUUUAAUGAUCACUUAAAACUAUUCCUUAGUAACGAUUUUUUUCAAAAAUAAUUGCUAAGGACUGGGUUAACUCGUCGAGUACCGGUUUUGUAGACACAAUUAUAGAACAAUAGGUAGCGGUCACCGGUGACCGCUUGGUGUCUGACAGUUUAAGUAGCCAUUAACCUGUGGUAUAGAUAGUGGAACAUAGAUAUACGCGAGACACAAUGUGUUUUCUAUUUUAUUUUACAUAUCGGCAGUCAAGAGGUUAAAUGAUUCUGAGUAUGACGGUAUGUGUACUCAUGUAUGACCUUGAAAUUAGUAGAGCUUUUCUCAGUACAUUUACAUGAGGAAACAGUUAUUUUUAAUUUUUAAUUAUUCCAAUAUAUCUCACAAUACUUAUUAUAAAAAUGUGAAUAGAAUUAUUUAGCUAGGAUUUGUUGCUGCUAAUGGCCAAUUUUAAUAAAUUGUGUGUAGGUUUGCUUACUAGAAAUAGAAAUUGGAGAUUAGUUUGGAGCUUUAUACAAAAUAUUUUGAAAAUAAAAGGUACCGAGAAAGCAAAUCUACAGAUAAGUAGGCCUAACAUGGAAAAAGGCUGUAAAUAACUGCUUAUUAAGUACUAUAAGGUUGUUGUAACUGUUCUAUUGUUGAUCAAUGUAUACUACUAGGGUCAACCUACUUCAUUUCUUCAUUACAUUUUCAAGCUUAUUGUUUUGUAAUAAAGUUGAAAAGAAAUUUAAAAGAUUGGAGUAUGAUGAUAUACUUGUGUCUACUUUAUAAUAUCAAAAAAUGCUUGUGGCACUAGUCAACACAAAUUUUAAACUUUUUUAUUGAGAAGGGCAGGGUACUAUGCAGGUAUUAUACCAGAUACUAAGGCUAUAGAAUGACUAGAUAUUAUAUAAUGACACACAAGUCAAUAUCUCUUUUCCAGUAUAGUUAAAAAGACAUGUAAAUAUACUCGACAGAUACAUCCAUCCCUUUUCAACUGCGCUUGAGCUGAGUUCUCAAAUUCGACUGAAAAUAAUAAACAAUCUUCUAUUUUUGAGAGAUAUUUAAUCUAAAUAAUGUCAAAAAUGAUUUUAUCAAUUUAAUUAAAUACAAUACUGGCAUAUAUCAGCUGCCUGCUCAAGUGCCUGAAUUAAAUCUUACUAUAUAAAAGAAAAUGAUGUUAGUCACAUUAUUAAUAUACCUCUAGCUCAAGAACGGCUAUAUCGAUUUGGCUAAAAAUUGAUGCGGAGGUAGAUUACCAAGACACGGAAAUAGGAUACUUUUAACCAAGGAAUUCUCGAAAAUCCUAUGGAAACGAGAACAUAAGGGAGACCGCGUGCAUAGCCGCGGGCUAAAGCUAGUAAAUAAUAUUUUUUUCGAUUGAGCUCGGUUAUUAUUUUGGCCAAAUGUUAAAGAUAUUGUUUCGUCUGACAAAAAAUAAUGUAAUUUUGUUGACUAAUGUAAUUUUUUGACUUUAUUCCAUCCUGCUGAUUUGUAUUAUUUAUUGUUAAGUGGUAAUGUGACUGUGUAAUGAAAUAGCUGGAUAUCUCUUGUCAUACAGUUGUUAUUAAGUGUUUAUAAGAAAUAUUUGGCUGUGAACUUGUCCUUGAAGUGUAUUUGUAACUAUAACUGUACCUAUAAAGCAUUUAUUCAUA